AUGGAUCGAGUGGUGAUCGUCGGCGCUGGUCAGUACAACUUCAAGUCGACAGGAAGCACACAGCUAACUUUCCUCCAGGGCUCUACGGCCUCAUUGCAGCAAAGACCUAUUUGCAAGUCACAGGAGCCUAUGAUGCCGCGAGCAAAACCGACAAUGCGACCGAAACCACCGAUCCUCUACCUACUUUACCAGAAAGAAAGUGGAGCAUAUCCCGGGGUGUUCACUCCUAGUGAUCGACGCGGGUUCAGACAUCGGAGGGACAUGGGGGAGGAGCGUCUCUACCCAAAUCUGCUCAGUCAGAAUUCAUACGGGAUGUACGAGUUCAGCGACCUGCCUCUGUCACAUGUUGUCCCUGAGGAAAUGAGUGGUGUUGGGCAACAGUUUAUUGCGGGCUGGAAGAUCAACCGUUAUCUGCACUUCUGGGCCGAGAAGUGGGACUUGAAAAAGCAUAUUAGAUUGAACUGGAAGGUCGAGAGUAUCCGCCGCCUCGACAGCAAAGAAUGGGAGCUCAAUGUCCAUGUUGGUUCGACUACCACGCGGGAGAUCAGGAUGGUCUGCGACAAAUUAAUCUUAGCAACGGGGCUCACUUCAGUGCCCAAUUUUCCAAAGAUAGGCUCGCCCCUAAGCACAAAGACUUCCACGUCUGUCAUUCACGCCAAAGACGUUGGUGACUGGGCUCGCGUGAACCUUGGAUAUCAGCCUCUUCCAUCAUCUGUGACAUCCGCUCGACCAAGUUCUCUAAACGAGGAACAGGGCCACCUACUAAAAUCAGUAGUCAUAUACGGAGGUGCUAAAUCCUCCUUUGACCUGGUACAUUUCUUCGCGACACUCCAUCGAAAGGAUCCCGCGCUGCACCUUCAAGUAGCACCCAAAGACCCAGUGACCGUGCAUUGGAUCAUCCGAAAAGACGGGGCAGGACCCGCGUGGAUGACACCGCCAACAUCCUCGCUUCUAAAUGGCGAGACUGUUUCAAGUGAUAAAGCGGCUAGUAGCAGACUGCUUCAUUAUCUGGACCCACGCUACUACGAAACUCCUAAGCGUCUCUCGCAACAACAUUCUGCAGAAGGCCCAUCCUGGGGUUUGCGUAUGGAAGGAUCAUGGCUAGUUCGGCUUCUCCAUGGGAAUCCCCUCGGCCGAUGGUGGAUUCGCUGGUUUUGGUGUUCGGUAGAUAAAGCCCUGGAGGAAUAUGCUCAGUAUCAGUCUGAGACCAAAACUCAGUUACUUCGACCGAGUAACAGCGUCAUCUCGUGUGCGUCCAGUAUCGGUAUCACUAAUCAGCCCGACCUAUGGGAGACAAUCAGGUCGCCGCAUGUGAAGGUAUACCGCUCUUCGAUCGAGCAAAUAUCGUCUUGGAGUCCCCAGGAUAAAGACCAGUCUAUCGAGAGUGUGAAAGUAUUGCUCGAUGACAAUGUCUGCCUUGACAAUGUUGAUCUUGUUAUUCAUGCAACCGGAUACAAGCCCAUUGUUCCGAUCAACUUUGACCCACCAAGCUAUCGCCUCGCUUUGGGGUUGUCCGGUCUGGUCGGCACAAGCUCUGAAAAAGAUUGCACGCUUGGCCCAAGCGAGCCAUUCAACGGUGUGAAUAUCCCACUGAACGAGACAACAAAAAAUCAUAUCGAGCACUGGAAGUCUCUCGAUCUCCAAUCAGAGAAAUUGCUGAGAACGACACUCGCAGUGACCGGGUGUACACCAGCAGAACGGGGUACGUCAUCAUGGAUUGGAGAAUCUCAGCUUCUCCCAUACCGUCUCUUCCGUCGCAUGGUAGCCCCAGAGCUAGUCGCAAACGGAGAUCGCUCCUUUGCCACCAUUGGCGUUGUGCUCACAUCCACCAUCGCAGUAGUCGCGGAGGUUCAAGCACUCUGGGUCGCGGCAUUCUUAACCGGCGGGUUUGAUGAAUCCUCCCCUGGCUCCAAAUCAGAGAGCUCCACAGCCAUAUCUCUUCAUUGUAUCCCUCAAAUCGCUAUGGAGAGGGCCAUAUCUGAAGAUGUAGUACUCGGGUCACUAACUGGCUCCGGCCUUGAAGUCGAUGCUAUCCAUUACAAUGAUAUCCUCAUGCGUGAUCUCGGGUUGAACCCACACCGUCUCGGGGGCGGGUUCUUAAGGGAGCUCACGGGUGUGUAUGAACCAUCUGCAUAUGCAGGGAUCGUAGAUGAGUGGAAGAAGAAACGCAGCGUCGUGUAA
This is a messenger RNA of Penicillium daleae, 2181 nucleotides long. RefSeq lists its product as uncharacterized. NCBI's taxonomy places the organism in Eukaryota, Fungi, Ascomycota, Eurotiomycetes, Eurotiales, Aspergillaceae. The record is from RefSeq and is a predicted model, not a curated record. Gene Ontology annotation, molecular function: flavin adenine dinucleotide binding; N,N-dimethylaniline monooxygenase activity; NADP binding. The coding region runs from base 1 to 2181 and encodes 726 amino acids. The transcript is spliced from 5 exons.